AAAAAGAUGAUACUAUACGAAAUGUUACUUUGAAAAUAAAACCGGAAGUUGUACUAUCACUUCCUCACCAGCAGCGGACACACGCAUAGCGUUGAGCGAGUAUUUGCUUUAAAAAGACCCGGUUAUGUGACAGUGAUUUGGUAAGAAGGAAAACGCACUUGCUCCUCUGUUAGCGUCCAGAAAAAGGCGGGGGGAGCAGCCGGUACCGAGCAGGUCUGUGGUCCGCUCUCACUUCCGCUUCCCCCUGAUGAUACAGCCAGGAGCUCCGGGUCGGUGUCGAACCGGGAGGAUAAUACUCUAAAAGAUGAGCCACAAGAUAGAGUCCGAAUCUGAGCCUCGGUUCUACGGGUUCACCAGGACAGCGUCCACUGUGCUGACCCACGUCGUCUGUAUUGGUUUCACCGUAUUUAUCACACUUCUGUCUCGACCUGGAACAAGCUGGUUCUCUUGGCAUCCUUUCCUGAUGACAUUAGCUUUUGGAUUCUUCAUGACAGAAGCGAUCCUCCUCUUCUCACCUCAAGGCUCCCCCAUCAAGAAGUUAACCCACAAGACCAAGGGUCGCAUCCACUGGAUCCUGCAGUGCCUGUGCGUGUCCUGUGCAGUCCUCGGCCUGGCUGCCAUCUCUUAUAACAAACACCUGAACGGUAAACCCCACUUCACCUCCUGGCACGGCUGGCUGGGCCUGCUCACGGUGUGUGUGGUUGGCGUGCAGUCGUUGGCGGCGGUGCCUCUCAUUUACCAUUCCCUGGCCAAAGGCUGGUCCCUCGCCAAACUGAAGCGCUACCACGCGGCGGCCGGACUCCUCACCUACCUGCUGGGCAGUGGCAGCCUGCUGCUUGGGCUCUGCUCGGCGUGGUUCAGCGCGUCGGUCAGAGAGUCCAUCUGGUACCUGGCGGCGCUCUGCCCUGCCCUCUGUGCCCUCAUCAUCAUGAACCAGGUCUCCAGGGCUUACAUCGCUAAAAAACGGAUGCAGUCCUGAUGGAGAGCGUGCUGUGGACAGCGACUGAACGCCAGCGACUGAACACCAGCGAUGCCUGGUAGCCCUCUAAUUUAUAUAUUUAAAAAAAAGAUGGAUAUCAGUGCUAUUUACAAGGAAGUCUGUGCUUUUGAGUCUUACAACAUGCUUUUCUAAAGGGUCUUGUCAUUCCGGGAAGCAUCGGUGAAUAAGUGAGACUUUUAUGGCCUUUUGAUAACGACGCAAUCUGGUUACUGUGGACUUUUUCAGAUUUCUUUCCAAACAUUAACUUGACUUUCAGAAUGCAGUUAAGUGAGAUACUGAAAAUGAUUAAUGGCGUUGCAUUUUAAAAUUUUUGUUUGGUUUGAAUGCAGAGCAGUGGGAUGAGCAAUCCGAACCCACUUUAAACCUCUGCAUUAGAAGAUUAGAUACAUUUGGUAUUGUAUCAUUUUGUUUUCCCAUGUUUGCAAAUCCCAAAUGACAGUGUAUUUUUUGCAUCCCGGCUCUUUGAAUGUUUUUUUUCAUUUUAUAAUGAUAUAACAAUGAAUAAACCACAUGUUUAUAUUAAAGAUAUUUCUGACUUACAUUGAAAGA
Menidia menidia (Atlantic silverside) is the source of this 1549-nucleotide messenger RNA. The record is from the annotation of a GenBank genome assembly. NCBI's taxonomy places the organism in Eukaryota, Metazoa, Chordata, Actinopteri, Atheriniformes, Atherinopsidae.